Molecule: messenger RNA, 1748 nt
Organism: Teleopsis dalmanni
Lineage: Eukaryota; Metazoa; Arthropoda; Insecta; Diptera; Diopsidae
Product: mitochondrial import inner membrane translocase subunit TIM44
Exons: 4
Coding region: 219-1508 (429 amino acids)
Biological process (GO): protein import into mitochondrial matrix
Cellular component (GO): mitochondrial inner membrane
Molecular function (GO): protein-folding chaperone binding
Source: RefSeq, a predicted model, not a curated record
AAUACAAAAAAAUAAAAAUAAAAAGUUUGGCAACAUUGUAUUUCUGACAUUUGGCUAUCCGCUAAACAUAUUUUUUAUCCCAUUCGGGCAGCAUGAUUUUCCGAUAGCGGUUCAAGGCGCUUGUUACUUGCAAAAAAAAACAAAUAAAUUACAUAAAGCUAAAAAUUUAUUUUUUAUUUAAAAACUCGAAAUUUAUAGUUUUUUCAAAAUUGUUUAAAAUGUUCAGAUUUGUGGUAGCUUCACGUGGAGCAUGUUUAAGACUUAGGCACCAAUACAAUUUGCAAAAUUCGCAAUGCGAGCGCAACUAUUCAGAACCAGGUCGAAGGCCUGGAUUCCUUUCAAAGUUCCUUGAAAACAUCAAGAGUGAAAUGAAUAAAAGCAAUGAAAUGAAAGAAAAUAUCAAGAAAUUUCGGGAAGAAGCGCAAAAAUUGGAACAAUCAGAAGCGUUGCAAUCAGCGAGACAAAAAUUUAACAUCGUUGAAGCUGAGGCACACAAGUCUUCCAGUAUACUCAAGGAACAAUUAGGAACGAUAAAGGAAAAAGUUACAGAUGUUAUCGAUGAAGCGAGUAAAACAGAUAUUGCGAAAAAGGCGUCAAAAAUUACGGAAGAAAUAUCAAAAACCGCGAAAGGUGUAACAGACACCAUUUCAGAAAAAGGAGAAAAACUUGGUCAAAUGCCAGCUUUCCAAGCGAUUUCGGACACGACGAAACUAAUAAAAAACGAAAUAGAUUCUCAAAGUAUGAAUUCUCGGGUAUAUCGACCACCUAUAAAAUUGCGUAAGCGUGUAGAAAUUGAAUUAAAUGCUGACGACCGAAUCGUGGAGCCCAAUGCAGAUGCAACAGGUGUGGAGUUACAUAAAGAUUCAAAAUUUUAUCAAUCUUGGGAAAAUUUUAAAAACAAUAAUACAUAUGUUAACAAAGUACUGGACUGGAAACUGAAAUAUGAUGAAUCAGAAAAUCCCGUAAUACGUGCUUCACGUUUAUUAACUGAUAAAGUGUCUGAUGUCAUGGGUGGUCUUUUCUCAAAAACCGAACUUUCAGAAACUUUGACUGAACUGUGCAAAAUUGAUCCAGGCUUUGAUCAAAAACAAUUCCUGCGUGAUUGUGAAACAGAUAUAAUACCUAACAUAUUGGAGGCGAUGACACGGGGAGAUCUAGAAAUACUAAAGGACUGGUGCUUUGAGAGCACUUAUAAUAUUUUAUCAACACCAAUAACUCAAGCGCUUAAAACCGGACUAGUUUUAGAUUCUAAAACUCUGGAUAUUGAAAAUGUUGACCUUGCUCUUGGCAAAGUAAUGGAACAAGGGCCCGUGUUAAUAAUAACUUUUCAAGCACAACAAAUAUUAUGUGUGCGAGACAAAUUGCGUAAAGUGAUUGAAGGCGAUCCAGAAAAAGUGAUGAGAGUAAAUUAUGUGUGGGUCUUGUGUAGAGAUAGAAAUGAACUCAAUCCGAAAGCAGCAUGGAGACUUAUGGAACUUUCGGCAAACAGUCAAGAACAAUUUGUUUAGACAAAUUUAGUCAGGAAUAGAACUUAACAUCGUUAAUUAAUACAUAUUGUGUAUUUGAAAUUUUAAGUACCAAUUUUCCUAGUUUCGGUAUUGAUCACUGUUUCAAGUGCGUGAAUGGGUAAUGUGACGAAUGCUAGAUAAGAUAAUUAUUCUUUGUUUUAUGUAGCUUAGUUAAGAAAUAUGUAUUAUAAGUAUGUUUGUAAAUAUUAUGUAAUUUAUCAAUAGAAAUUAUGAAGAGAA